CGGUUGUCCAAGCACUACACUGCCUACAGGAUUGGUGCAAUGUUAUGUGUUUGUGGGGUGUGAGAAAUCAGUGGGCAUCAUGUGUUUAUCAAAUGUUGUUUCGAAAUUGUUCGAACUGCAACGAGCUUCCACCUUCAGUGCCGGGUAUUGCAUCCUUUCUAGCAUUUCUGACUGUGCAGUAAGGACCCUAUGCAUAUUUUACAGCGAACGGGCUCCCCAGUUGCAGGGAAGACGGCCAUAAUAACGCCAAGGAUAGCGUCAGAGGAAUGUUAAACAUAGUGAUUUUUUAUUUUUAUUUUAAAAUUCACGUGUUGUAUGCAACGACACUUGUCAGAUGUUAGCUAUUGAGAAUGCACAGUGAUACAGAUGAAAAUUUGUUGGUGUUGUCUUGCACACCACACCAUUAAGAAAGGGCAUGUACCUGCAGCUUUGUGACGUAAAUGAAGAGGCUAUUGUUCACACAUGUAUAUUUCAGGAAGACGUGACCAGGAAAUGCAGCAGGUAGAUUCGGUGGCUCAUAGCAGUACGGAUGCAAAUAGCAGCCAGCAAGAUGUGAUUGAACCACCCCCUAGGGAGGAACCUCAUCUGGAGCCAGUUAAUGGUGUAGUUCAGCCUCCCUUUUACCCACAUCCAGACCGUCCAGGCCGUGUUACCAAUCAACUUCAAUUUCUUUUGAAAGCAGUGCUCAAGACAGUAUGGAAACAUCAAUUUGCAUGGCCAUUUUAUCAACCGGUGGAUGCUAAGAAGCUCAAUUUACCUGACUAUCAUAAAAUAAUAAAGCAGCCAAUGGACUUGGGGACAAUAAAGAAACGUCUUGAGCAUAACUAUUAUUGGAGUGGAAGAGAAUGUAUUCAAGAUUUCAAUACUAUGUUUACAAAUUGUUAUGUCUAUAACAAACCUGGUGAAGAUGUUGUGGUCAUGGCCCAGACCCUUGAAAAGCUCUUCCUUACAAAAGUUGCAGCUCUGCCUAAAGAGGAAGUAGAGCUGGAUCCACCUACAGCAAAAGGAACAAAAGGGAAGAAAGCUCGUGGCAGUUCUUCAGGAGCUGUUCUAAGAGGUCGCCCGUCUUCAAGCAGUAGCAACAGUGGUGGACCAACAGUUAGCUCUAGUGUAUCAGCAGUUUCCUCCUCACCCAAAGCUCCUGCACAAUCAACAGUACAGACAUCACCUGUUGCCAGUUCCACAGGAUCUGUCCACCUUCCCCUUGGCACACAACCUCCUCUCCCUGUACCAGGAAGCACGGCUACUACUACUGUGCCAGCUAGCAGUAAUCUGCCACAUGGGACCCACAAUUCAUUGCCCAAGCAGGUGACAGCUCCUGCUGGUGCAUACCAUGGUCAGUCAGCAGUCGUCACAUCGUUGGAUGUUCAGCCUCAGAGUACUGGCCAGACUGAGAAUCAGUCGUCAGCUGUUAUUCCUCCUUCACAACCUGCAAAGAUGAAGAAGGGUGUGAAAAGAAAGGCAGAUACAACAACACCAUCAUCAGAUUCCUUUGAGCCCCUUUACAAUUCAAUUGAUUCUAAGUCUGCCAAAGUUGCUACACGGAGAGAAUCUGGAAGGACAAUCAGGAAGGUUGUGAAAGAUUUGCCAGUUUACCAGCAGCCUCAACGACAAGAUGAUGGUGUUCCCUUUAGUCAAGCUACGGUCCCUCAUUCAGCUACUGGGAUAACAUCACAGGUAAAGCUGAAGGAUAAAUUAAAUGAAUCUCUGAAGGCUUGCAAUGAGAUAUUGAAGGAGCUCUUUUCAAAGAAGCAUUCGGGUUAUGCAUGGCCAUUUUACAAGCCUGUUGAUGCUGAAUUACUGGGUCUCCAUGAUUACCAUGACAUAAUCAAGAAACCAAUGGAUCUUGGGACUGUAAAGCAAAAAAUGGAUAAUCGGGAAUACAAAACUGCUGCAGAAUUUGCUGCUGAUGUAAGAUUAAUAUUCACAAAUUGUUACAAGUACAAUCCUCCUGAUCACGAUGUUGUAACAAUGGCAAAAAAGCUGCAAGAUGUGUUUGAAAUGAGAUAUGCAAAAAUACCAGAAGAACCAGUUUCUGGGAGCAAGAAUGAAAAGAUGUCUGUGACCACUUCAGGAAGUGAAUCAAGCAGUGGAUCAUCAUCCGAUUCAGACGAUUCUGAUGCCGAGCGUGUUCGCAAGCUAGCACUCCUUCAGGAACAGCUGAAAGCAAUGCAAGACCAAAUGCGCAAGCUUGUUGAAGAAAGUUCCAUGAAGCGCAAUAAGAAAAAGAAGGAUGACAAAGACCGGAGAAAAAAAAAGAAGUCUGAAAAACAUGGAUCUUCAUUGAAGGAUGCAAGGACAGUAUCUGCAAGUGAUGCUGUAAGUGCUGGUGCUAAUGUUUCUGUGUUAGGAACCGGUGAUAGACUUGGAGCAGAGUUGCCUCAUAGUGUAACCAGAAGUGGGUUUAGUGCAAACUCUGGUGUGAUGAUUGGUGCACCUACCUCAUCUAAGGCAAAUAAAAAAAGUUCUCGUGGGAUGGGAAAGUCAGGUAGUCAGAAGCGGCCUAAAACUAGCUCACGUUCAGGAGGAAGCAAGAAGAAAGGAAGUAGCAGUAUGCCGCCACCAAACUUGGGUUUUGACUCGGAGGAUGAAGAUAAUGCCAAACCAAUGUCGUAUGAUGAGAAACGACAGCUGAGCCUUGAUAUAAAUAAGUUGCCAGGUGACAAAUUGGGAAGAGUCGUUCAUAUUAUCCAGUCCCGUGAGCCAUCUUUGCGUGAUUCCAAUCCUGAUGAGAUAGAAAUUGACUUUGAAACCCUAAAACCAUCAACCCUGCGUGAGCUGGAAUCAUAUGUUGCCUCUUGUCUGAGAAAAAAGCCACGUAAGCCAUACUAUAAAAAGCUUUCUGGAAAAUCUAAAGAUGAGCAAAUGGCUGAAAAGCAACAAGAACUGGAGAAAAGAUUGCAGCAUGUGUCUGGUCAGUUAGGCUCAGCAAAGAAGCAUGCAAGAAAAGAUGAGAGCAGAUCAAUUGAUGGUGCUGGUGGACCAGCACAUCUUUCAGCCUCCACUUCAAGCAGUUCAGACACAGACUCUAGCACCUCAAGUCUUUCUAGUAGCUCAACUGACACUAGUGAUUCAGAAGCAGGUUAGGUGAUAUUAGAAACUGUACAAAUCGACUUUUUGAAGGAAAGAAAAGAAGAAAAAAAAAUAUGAUGUGGGUCAUUCCAUCAGCCUCUGUCUUUGGCUUUUAUACAUUUCAGUAUCAGUCUCGUUUUAACACUGUUACUAUUUGUAACAGCUAUUCUCAUUUUCCAGUGACGGUGUAGUUUUUAUAAUCUCAUGAAGCAGUAUUGUUGCAAUUAAGUAUUGAUGUGAAAAUGACUUUGGCAUAAAUAUUUAUUUUUUAUGCUCAAUAAUUUCUUAAACAGAAACAAAGACAUUGUAUUAUCAAAGAGUACAUGUAUCAGGUGUCCGCAAUUAUUUUUUAUGAUUUGUAUGGACCUUAACAAAUGUGGAUUAUAGUGUCUCUUUAAGUGAACUUAAGAUGUUGCUUCUUAUGUAUAUAAGUAAAUGUAAGAUAAGAGCUAGUGUGACUCCUAUGGCGUAGUGUGAACUAGCCAUAAUGCUUCAUGCAGAUUCAAGUGAGAGGAAGAGCAACUUCAAAAUUAAUGUACUAUGAGUUUUAUAGUUUUUGUUGUCAAAAGUAAACCUAUUUGUUAUCAUUAUUUUGCAUAUUUUAAGACAGUUGUUAUAUUACUAACUGUGUAAUCAAAUGUUUGUUGACAAUCUGUGUGAUUCAAACUCAACUUCUUCAGUCCAUUUGGAUAGUUCCUGUCCAAGCACAGGAAAGGCUCAAAUUGUUCAUUGACAUCGUUGACUGCAGAACACGUACAUUUCAUUUUAGCUUUCAUAAUUGCUGUUUGACAGUGUUUUCUGAUUGUUAUUUCUGAUGGGAAAUAUUUUUUUAUUAAUAUUUUGUCAUAAAUUCCCCUCCUUCCCCAUCCCCGUGCCGCCAUAACCCCCCACCCCUCAUUUUUAUGCCUCGUUACGUAUCAUUUACACUUAUUUUUCUGUUGAUUUUUGUCAGUAUCAGUCGUGACUCGUCUGCGUGAGAGUGGUUCUACAUGAAAGCUUAGUUUUUACCAUGUGAAAUAAUAGUGAAUAAUAAAUUAGUGUUUUUGUGUGCAAGAUUCUCAGUUGUAUGAUUUUUGAUGACUUCGUGUGGAAUGACCCAUACAUUUUAACCAAUGCAAUAAUAGAUAGGACAUAAAGUGACUAUUAGCACUAUGCUGAUGAACACCAUUUUGUCAGUUUUUGCUGCAAACUUUUCUUCCAUAAGGAUGCAGUACCCAUUGAAUCACAUUUUUAAUGCUUGUAGAUAGUUUGCAGAAAAAACAGUCAGUAUUAUUUGUAUACACACAGAAUUGUAGACUGUUUUUAAUCUGAACUUUUUUAAAGAUUUGUUACAAAUCGGGAAUCGGGAAUUU
Messenger RNA from Schistocerca piceifrons (Central American locust), 4424 nucleotides. It is a transcript of the gene fs(1)h, whose product is annotated as homeotic protein female sterile. The record is from RefSeq and is a predicted model, not a curated record. Lineage: Eukaryota; Metazoa; Arthropoda; Insecta; Orthoptera; Acrididae. Gene Ontology annotation, cellular component: chromatin; nucleus. Gene Ontology annotation, biological process: chromatin remodeling; regulation of DNA-templated transcription. The transcript is spliced from 17 exons. The coding region runs from base 463 to 3087 and encodes 874 amino acids.